This is a messenger RNA of Danio aesculapii, 3154 nucleotides long. It is a transcript of the gene cdcp1b, whose product is annotated as CUB domain containing protein 1b. The transcript is spliced from 9 exons. Bases 349 to 2919 code for a protein of 856 amino acids. The record is from RefSeq and is a predicted model, not a curated record. NCBI's taxonomy places the organism in Eukaryota, Metazoa, Chordata, Actinopteri, Cypriniformes, Danionidae.
GGAUUUGGCCCCUGAAAAAACCGGAAAGAAGCUUUAAUAUAUAUAUUUUUUUCUGUAGUAUGUAGUCUGUGGUAUUUAUAAGACUCUCUUCGCUUGAUUUGAGCUAAAGUGUUUCUCGAAUAAUGCAAUCGCAUUUUUCCAGCUGUUGUCUCGUGAACGCAAGUUUGUACAGGUAAAUGCGCGCGCACACGCCCUUCACAACUGCCAGUAGAAUCAGGAAGCGCGAGUCCGCGAGAUCCGUCGCACCGAACUCAAUCCACCAUGCACGACCCAAAGGUGUAAAACAAACCGUUUUUACAGCAUAAACACGUUGUUUUUGGCGUUUUUGGGGAGUUCUGACGGAGAGCGAUGGGUUCCAGUGCGGUCCCGGUGCUCAUUGGACUCAUUUUAUUGCAGAUUCACAAAAUCUCAGAAUGUCAGACGAUAGAGGUGACCCCUGACCCCGACACCAAUGUGAUCUUCAGUAAGAAACCUGGUCAGGGUCUGGGCUGUACUGUGUGUAAGAAUGAAGGUUCAUCUCAGACUUGCGACUCCACUCUCAGACUCACCGAUUCCAAAACCACCAGUGUGUCCUUCAACUGCUCUCAGCCGGGAGACGUUUUCACUGUGGAGAUCAACCAAGACAUCGAUUGUUCAUCGUCAGCCUGCAGCAGCAUCGCGGUUCAUCCGGAUGCGACUCGAUUCCUGGAGUUUAGCAGAUCCUUCACCUGGGAUGUGAGGGUUCAGUCCAGCAAGAUGUUUCGCCUGGACUUUCCAGCUCCAGGAAUGAGGCAAAUCAAACCUUCAGAAAGCUGUCCGGACCAGCACACCUACAGCAUCAUCUCAUACCAGCGUACAGGACCCAUAUCCAUCGGCACCUUCUGUCGGAAUGGCACCAUCAGUCGAAUCCAGGUCUGGUUUCGAGGACGCAUUUCUCUGGAGGUUCCUAAAGGCACACCUCUGAACCCGUCCGACUUCAGCGUGUCCGUUGGACCUGCUUCAACAGGACUGGUGGAGGUGGACGUCAAGCUGCCCAGAGGAGAGUCUUCUGUUGAUUUCUUCACACCAAACUAUGGCACAGGCUAUUACAAUGACUACAAAAUAAAGUGGAACUUCGCUGUCGAGCCAAUGGUCAAUUUUACCGUUGAAUUUAAACAAUUCACUCCACCAGAAUGCCAAAAGAAAGAGGUCACGGUUGAUUAUGCAUUUGGAGAAAAGACUUCAUUCUCAAAGAAGCCGAUGGACGUUCAACCCAACAAUCAACAGGGAGACUUCAGCUUGACUCUGAACAACUGUGAAGGAAAAAGUGCAGCAAAUGUUCCUGGGCUUUCAAUGCACAUCAUGGUCGGGGUGUUCAGGGGGGGCAUUCCAUAUCUUUGCGCUGUGGAUCUUCAGAAUGAGGAAGGACUGAGUUUGGAAAUUGUAAACACAAACCCACAAUCGUACUGUGAAAUGAGAUCAAACUCUGUGGUGCAGGAGAAAAUCGUGGUUCCUGUGGGCAGUAAAGCUGAUCUUUACUUCCUCGACUGUCCUGCGCAGGAUCUGCGGCUCACGGCUACUAAAACCAUAGACUUCCCGAGUGCCUCUACCCGUUCUGUCAGAGCGACGUCCCUCAUUAUCCCCCCAAUGAAGUGGAAUCUCCCAGUGGCGCUCCAUGAGUUCUCCUGGCUGCUCCGAGCGCCUGAUCAGACCACACUGGACCUCACGUCUGGCCCCAGGAACCUGCACCAGUCUGUCCCGGACAAGCCCUGCAAGGAGAAGGUCUCUCUGCUGGUGUCUGAGACCCUGGGCUCCAGCAUGGGUCAGUUCUGCUCUACAGCUGACGGUGCCAUCCAGAAGAUCCAGAUCAGAGGAAACGUGUCCAUCACUGCUAGUCCGAAUACAGUCAAAGACCUGAGCCAGGAGACGGAGACUUUCCUAGACAUCACCCCUAGUUCAGAGAUCACCGAGAAUGUCAUCUACACCGUCUCUCCUCUAAUUUCGGGACCCACAUACCUUGCGUCCCCCGACUGGCCUGAUGGCAUGCACCCAUCCUCAUCCGCCUCCUGGAUCAUUAAUGUUCCUCCGGAUUUCAGGGCUAAUCUGUGGUUCACAAACGUCAGUAAACCCGUGUGUGACUCGGGCCACGCAGAGCUGGAGAUCAGCCCGCUGGACUCCUCAGCGGAGACACAGGAAUGGAGAGAAGAUAAGAGUUUCCCAGAUUCCAUCGUCCAGCAGACCAGCUUCUACCUCAACAUGAGCAACUGUGAGCCUGCGAGCGGCCGCUAUGCCCUGCUGACCAAAAUCACCGUCCAGAAGGAGAGCAAGAAGAUUCUGGCCAUUAUCUUGGCUGUGGUCGGGGCGGUGUUGGCUUUGCUGAUCGUCGCACUUGUAGUUGUGUGCGUCAUUCGAAAGAAAAACAAACCCAGCGGCAACAGAUCCUCCAUUUACAUGCCCAAAGGCAAACCAGUCCUGCCUGGCAAUGCAACUUUCCCGAAAUCCAGAGCGGACAACGAAUCUCACGUCUACGCCUCUAUUGAUGAAACACCAUACAACCGACACCUGGACACGAACCGUCCCGCAGACAGUAAUAAUGGUACCUGGACCAACGGCCAUCAAGUGGACACCUACCGCCCAUUCCUAGGACCCAUCGACUCCAUCCCGACGGAUCGGGAUCUGCCUGAUGAGUAUUCACUGGAUAGAGGAAGAGAUAAAGACGUGUUUCAGCCGUUCCUUCCUGCCCCGAACACCUUCAAUCUUCCCAGGCCUCGUUCGCCGCUCAUCUCGCAGGGGAGUCUGGGAUUCGAGGAUCGCAGGAUGGUGGAUAAUGAGCUCAACACUUUUAAGACUGCUGGAGAUAUAAACCCAAUUCGUUUGUCGUCUGAUGAAUGCAAACUUCGGCCGCAGAUGGAUUCGGACUCGGAUUCUUAUCAUGAGCCGGAGUACGAGGAAGCCAUGUGAUUUAUUCAAUACAAUUCUUUAUGUAAAACUAAUGCAGAUUGGACACUCUCUCUAUCGCCGCUCUAGUGGUCGUAUGUGUGUACUGCAUGUAUAGUUUGGUUUUAACGAUUUUUAUCGCGUUUUAGCCUGAAUGAACACUCUUGUUUUGUGAGAGCCGGAUCGGUUUCUGGAAAACGUGACUUUCUUUAUUGAAUGUUUAUUUUAAAUUUUGUUAUGUCUUGAUUGAUUUUCCUCC